GCCCCAAGAGGAGUGGGUCUUCCAUCUGAUUCCCCUGUUAACGGGUAAGGCCCGGGCUGCAUACGUUCACAUGGAUGUUAAUGACUCCCUUAAUUAUGAUGAACUUAAAAUUGCUAUAUUGAGAAAAUAUGAUAUCAACCGAGAAACUUACAGACAACAGUUUCGUUCACUUGACGUUGAACCGAGUGAGAGCCCUAAAGAACUGUAUGUGAGGUUAAAAGAACUCUAUGGGAAAUGGAUGCAGCCAAAAAGUAAGUCCGUUGAAGAAGUUGGAGAGGUGAUUAUUAUGGAACAAUAUCUAAGAAUGCUUUCUCCUGAGCUCCAGGUUUGGGUGCGAGAACAUGAUCCACAGACCGCUUCACAGGCUGCUACACUGGCUGAUGUGUUUGUGGCAGCACGUAGAGGGAGUCAGCCCUGGUGUUGGAAGUCAAGCCGGGAUGAUAGGAAAUCAACUUUUUCCCGGCCGGUGAUUCGGAAUAUCCCCAAUGCUGGCACCGUGUAUGCUCCCCAGCAGAAACGGAAAGGCUCCCCUCAAUGACCACCGUGGAGGUGAAUGGAAGGGAAGUGGCUGCCCUGGUGGAUACAGGAAGUGAUCAGACUCUAGUCCAUCUGAAGUGCAUUUCCCCAGCUCUCCUCCGCUACAAUGAGAGGAAGGCUAUUCGCUGUGUACAUGGUGACGAGAAGCAGCUACCCACGGCGGAGGUUUAUCUGAAGGUGAAGGGACAGACUUA
Puntigrus tetrazona (Sumatra barb) is the source of this 731-nucleotide messenger RNA. Its product is annotated as zinc finger and SCAN domain-containing protein 16-like. The transcript is spliced from 2 exons. Bases 71 to 538 code for a protein of 155 amino acids. The record is from RefSeq and is a predicted model, not a curated record. NCBI's taxonomy places the organism in Eukaryota, Metazoa, Chordata, Actinopteri, Cypriniformes, Cyprinidae.